GCUGCACACAGCCUUCCCCCAAUGCCCUGGGCUCUGCUCCUGCCCCGUGCUGGCUGCUGGGUCCUAAUGGAAAAAAGGCAGCGUGUCCUGGAGCGACGCAGUGCCUGUGUUUUCCCCCAGGAUCGCCCUCUCCAUCCAGACCAUCCACACAGUUCCAUCUGGGUUCCUCACCUCCAUCCAGACCUCCUCUGUAGCCACCCGAGCUAUUCCAGCUGCAGGCCAGCAGCAGAGCCCCCAGAAUCCUGCAAUUCACCCCAAAUCCAACCCCCUUCCCCCCCCCAGCUCUCCAUCCCCAGGACAGGCUCAGGACCCCCACGGGAUCAGGGUGGCACAAUUAAGGGGAUGUUGGCUUUUGGGGGUCCCCACGCCGCAGCAUUUCUCAACCACAGGGACAGGAAGUGCGGAAAGUGGAAACGGAGGGAGCAGGAUAUAAUUAGCCCCAAAUUAGGGUUGGAAUCUGGGAUAAAGAGUCCGGCACCACCCAGCUCUUGUGAAAACACCACAGCCCAGCACCCAGAAGCCCCCUGCAUCGGGAACGGCCCUGGCUGCCCCGGUUUGGGGGCUCAGCACCACUCUGGGAAGGGGGGAGGACAUCCAGGGAUGGGGAGGAGCAGCGGGCACGGCCGGGUGGCGCGGAUGCUGGGUGGUAACGAGAGCCAGGAUUAUCAGCGAGGCCAGGAAUCUGGUUUCUUUAGCCGUACCGUUGCUGAGGCAACCUUCGGGCAGGGAUUGUGGGGCUUUUUUAAUGGGACAAGGGCCUUUCUGUGAGCAGGGAGCGGGGGGACCGCGCUGCGUCACCCGAUAGCCCCCGCCAGUUCCCCCCGCCGGCGUCGAGGACACCGGAUACCAGCACGCAUCAGCCACCAAGGAGGGAUGGGGCCGGAUCCAUCCCGCACCACAGCGCUGACAGAUGGGGGAUGCCCGAUGGGUCACACUCGGGGUCACGGUUUGACCCAGAGCCGGCCCACCCUGUCCCCAGCAUCCCACUGCUGCUCAUCCCAAGGGGCCGCAGAGGUGGCAAAAAGGGAUGUGUGAAGUUACGGGGGAGACGCAGAGCACCCCGAAGCGCCCCAUAAGCACUGCAAGGGCUGGAAGUGCUCCUCCAAGCGUGGGGUGAGCAGCGGGGCCAGAGGGGUGUCCCCACCUCCCAAGCCCAGCGAAGGCAGCGCGGGGCGUCCCAACGGUGCCAGCCCGGCUGUCCAGCCCUGGUAUCGGAUCCUCCCGGAGGGAGGGGGCCUGGAGCUUAUUUAACAUCCCUGGGCAGCCCAGCCCAGCACUUGGCACGGCGGGGAGCUCAGCCGGAGCCAUGGCAUCGCAGCUGGAAGGGGCCAUGGAGACUCUCAUCAACGUCUUCCACCACUACUCGGGCAAAGAGGGGGAUAAGUACAAGCUGAGCAAGAAGGAGCUGAAGGAGCUGCUGCAGAGCGAGCUGGGCUGCUUCCUGGAGACCCAGAAGGACACAGGGGCUGUGGAGAAGAUCAUGCAGGAUCUGGACGAGAACGGCGACGGGGAGGUGGACUUCCAGGAGUACGUGGUUCUGGUGGCCGCCCUCACCGUGGCCUGCAACACUUUCUUCUGGGAGAACGCCUGAGCCGGGCUCCAGCUCCACAGCACCCCAACCACGGCACCCCCCAAAGCAGAGCCCCCCCACCCCACCCCACAUGUCCACCCUUUGCUCCUCGUGCACCCGGGGGUCCCGCAGGGACCUGGCUAAGCAAUAAAGGCAUCGAUCCCACCAGCAGCGUUGUGUCAGCUCCCUCAUCCCCAGGGAAAAGGGGGGAUGUC
Messenger RNA from Tympanuchus pallidicinctus (lesser prairie-chicken), 1785 nucleotides. RefSeq names its product S100 calcium binding protein A1 (gene S100A1). Gene Ontology annotation, molecular function: calcium ion binding; S100 protein binding. Gene Ontology annotation, cellular component: sarcoplasmic reticulum. Lineage: Eukaryota; Metazoa; Chordata; Aves; Galliformes; Phasianidae. The record is from RefSeq and is a predicted model, not a curated record. Gene Ontology annotation, biological process: regulation of heart contraction. The transcript is spliced from 3 exons. Bases 1307 to 1591 code for a protein of 94 amino acids.